Messenger RNA from Abrus precatorius (Indian licorice), 1402 nucleotides. RefSeq lists its product as uncharacterized. The coding region runs from base 50 to 844 and encodes 264 amino acids. Gene Ontology annotation, molecular function: RNA binding. The transcript is spliced from 3 exons. The record is from RefSeq and is a predicted model, not a curated record. Lineage: Eukaryota; Viridiplantae; Streptophyta; Magnoliopsida; Fabales; Fabaceae. Gene Ontology annotation, cellular component: chloroplast.
UAAAUUAUCUAAUAAUAGACACUACGCCCGAGAGUUAAUCCAAACAGAAAUGGCGGCAGUAGCGGCAGCAUCCUAUCACUUAAUGCAUCUUCUUCGUUCACAACCACUGUCAACAUCACCAUCUUCUUUCAUUUCUUUUCUCAAACCCCUCCUUGUUUCCUCUCCCAAUGCCCUAUCCACGCGCCUUCAACACAUCAAUCUUCCACCACUCAGAAAAACCCUCGUUCCCUCUCUCUUCUCUACCUCCUCUUCUUCCCUGUCUGUUUCUCAAGAUGUGGAAGAAACAGAGACUGAAGACGAGGAAUUGGAAACGGAAAGAGGUGAUUUUGAAGAUACCCAAUUGGGUUCAUCUUCGUCGCCGUUGGAGAGGAAGAGGGAGGAGAGACUCAACUUAAAGCUGCCGAGUCUCACUGUGAAAGAAAGGAAAGAGCUUGCAUCUUAUGCUCACAGUUUGGGGAAAAAGCUCAAGACCCAGUUGGUGGGAAAAUCUGGCGUUACCUCCAAUCUUGCCACCUCUUUCAUCGAAACCCUAGAAGCCAACGAGCUUCUCAAGAUUAAAAUACAUCGCAGCUGUCCGGGUGUGUUAGAUGAUGUGGUGAAGCAGUUGGAAGAAGCAACAGGAUCUGUGGCUGUUGGUCAGAUUGGUCGAACUCUGAUUAUAUACAGGCCUAGUAUCUCCAAAUUGAAGGCAGAAGAAAAGAAGAAACAAGUUCGUAAACUUAUUCUGAGAAAAGAACUCCUGAGAAAACAAUUAAAACCAAGACCGGUAAAAAAGAGUGAGGAACAAGUACCCAAAUUGUCACGGCGCGGUUCAUCAUGGAAAGCGAGAAACAGUAGGUCAUAAACACGAUAUAUUUUUGUCGAGGUUUGACCAUGUGCUUGGCCUGAACUAGCUUGAGGUUUUGCAUGCAUCAAUACCAGCGCUCAAGGUAGUGGACAUUUUAUUGGCAGGGGAAAACUCAGUUUAAGCACGUUUGUAUCAAAGAGUGCUUGCACACGUGAAAGAAUCUGCAUGUAAUUGGAGCUGGAGAAAAUUGCAAAUCUUGAACUGAGUUUAGUUAGGCUUGAUGAAGGACCAAAGCAGCCGGUUCUAUUGCUAUUAACGCAUUGUAUUUGCAGUGACUAAAAUCUGAAAUCUUAAUUUAUUACAUUUUUUUCAGCUUAAUUGUGCUAGCCUCUUCGAUUAGCGAAGAAUUAUGAUUUUAGAGCUUUUAAUUUUCAUCAUGGAAAAAUCUUGGUUAGAAACGGACUGAGGUCUUUCUGUGUCUAGGCACAUGAGAUAUCUCGUACAAUAAGGAAAAGAUAAAAUAAUUCUUGAUUGGCAUGCUGCAACUAAUGUAAUUGCAUUUUUGUGUAGUUCACAAGCAUUCAAUAGUAAAACAAAGGAGGAAUGUUGUGGCAG